ACCAUGGAUUUUGUGCCCGAGAAUGGCUACCUUGAUUUACUGCACAGUGACUUCGACCCGUUGCAGCUGUGUGCUUUCCUUGAUCCUAAGUCAUCUGGAGAUGGAGAAGGUGACUUCACUGCAGAUCUUGAAGUUGACGCCAGCAACUAUGAACAGUUAAAUAAUAUGGAUUUCAUGACUACAAUGGAAAAUGGUGAAAAUGGAGAUGGGUCGUAUCUCUGUACCAACACCACAGAUGCUUAUGCUAAAAUGGCUGAAUUAGUAGAAUAUGUGCUCAAGGAUCAUCAGGAGAAGCAGGUGGAAGACAUUUUUGCAGGGAACCUCAAUUUGGAUGAAAUGGCUGCUGAAAACACUGAGAAAUUUCCUGAUGUAAAGAAGCAGAAGUGUCAUAAACGAACCUUCUUAGGCUCUGCAGAGAAUUGUACUGAUGCUUCAGACCCAAAAUACAGGAAAAUUGUGGAAGUGCCUGCAGUGUCUGCAGGGAAUGGCAGCUUCUUAGCUCUGCCUCUCAACAGCCUGCCAGUGAGCUGCACCUCCCUGACUAACCAGCACUUGUCCUUUUCUGUUCCUGAUGCCCACGGGCUGGAAAGAAGUUUCCUAAUUCCUGGAUCUUCAGAACCUCUGACUGCAGGGUUCCUACCUGUCAGUGUGAAAGGGAGCCAGGACAAUCCAGGCUUUGCGGAUCCUCCUCAGCAGUUACUUAACUUUGUUCUUGAAAAUGGCAUAUCUGAUUUUAUAAUAUAUCCAGUGCUGACUUCUUCCAUGGAAACAUUCAUACCCCCAAGUUUUCCAGUUGGUUCAUUUGACGUGGAAACAUUUGAAGAAGUUCAAGAUUCCAUAGUUCCUUCUGAAGACCCUUUCAAAACACGGGAGCUGGUGGAAACUUUCUGUACAUCCCUUAAGGAUUAUUUCCGAGACAUGUGCAAGUUUGUGACCAUGGAGCGUGAGGUAGCUCUGGAUCACCUGUUCAUUGAUGGGACACUUGUUCAAAGCCAAACUGAAACCAGGACUGGGAGGAAUAAUGCAAAAACAACAGAAAACCAGCUAGUAACUUGCAGUCUGCACGAGAAGGAAAAGACAGCCAUUGAUAGAAGCCAAAUAUUUCAAAUCCCACAACGUAAAGGCUUAGAGACUAAAGUGAUUGUGAUGCUGGGAAAAGCAGGAAUGGGCAAAAGCAUACUUGUUCAGAAGAUCUGCCAGGACUGGUCCAAUGGAGAGUUUUCUGAGUUUGAAUUUGUGUUUUGGUUUGACUGUGAACAAAUAAGCUUGCCUGAGAAGCGAUACAGCCUGAAGGAACUGCUGCUUGAAUUUUUUGUAAAACCUCAAGAGGGAAACAAAGAGAUAUUUGAGUAUAUAUUGCAAAAUCCUGCUAGAGUCCUUCUGGUUUUUGAUGGUUUUAAAGGAUUGCAUGACCAUGAGAAUUCUCCUCGUCGCUCAGCCAGCCUGCCUGAAAAAGAUUUGUACAGUAUAAAGGAGCUGCUUUCAGGACUCAUCCAAAAAAAGAUACUUAAUGGUUGUACCUUAUUAUUUACAGCAAGACCAAAAGACAAGGUGUACCACUAUGUGUCCAAAGUGGAUAAGACUAUUGAAAUAGUAGGAUUUUCCCCUGAACAGAGAGAACUGUACAUAACCAAAUACUUUGAAGGAUUACCCCACUGUGACAGUGCACUGAAAUUAGUCAAAGAGCGUGAGUACUUGUUCAGUCAUUGUUACAGCCCUGGUAUGUGUAGAUUUAUUUGUUUUCUUUGUGAGGCAGCGCUUGAAAUGGGAGAGGAAAGCCUCCCUUCAACUCUUUCUGAAGUCUUCUUGAAAUUUUUUCAGCAGAAGACAAUACCUGUGCAAACAGAUGCCACAGGCACACAAAAUCAAGAGAAUCUUGCUGCCUUAGCCCGUAUAGCCUGGUGUCUUGGAGAAAAGCACCAAAGAGCCAUGAAAAGUGAUCUGUUUCCUUCUAAGGAAGUUAAAGAGUUUGCUCUGAAAUAUGGAUUUUUCCUGCCAUUUGCAUUCCCCAGACAUUCAGAUAGUGAGGAAGAGGAAUUUGGGAGCAUGUUCUCUGAUUUUGUCGUUCAGAACUUCUUGUGUGCGCUUCACCUUUUAUUAGCAGAAGAGCUCAAGGAUAAAAGUGUGACAAAGUACCUGUCUUUUCCAUCCAAAAGGAAAAAACCCUAUAACUGGUUAGAUUUAGUGCCUCGAUUUCUGUCUGGGUUGUUGUUUCUCCAGGAUGACCCUUACUUCUGCUCCCUUUCAAAUCAGGACGCAAUACAACCAGUGAAGAAGCAGAAUAAACUCUUGAAAUACAUUAGAAGGCUGCAGAUUAAUGAUCUCUGUCCAGAGAGGUUGCUGGAGCUCUUACGCUGUGUUUAUGAAACACAAAACCAUUACCUCCUGCAGCAUGUGGCCUUGAGACUCAAGCCAGACUUGUCUUUCCUGGACAUAGUCCUUACACCACCCGACGUCCACGUGCUGCACUCUAUUUUAAAAAGGUCAAGAAAGGAGUUUUCCUUGGAUUUGAGAAACAGCAGCAUUGACAUGCAAGGGCUCAAAGACUUGGUCAGCCUGAAGAACGUGGCGUCGUUCAGGGCCUCCCUCAAUGACACUGUCAGGCUCUGGAAAUCCUUAGAACAGUCGAAAGACUACGAGCUGCUGAAAGCCUCUGCAGAGAAAUUUGUUCUUAAUCCCUUUAAGGCAAAGACGAUGAAGGACAUCAGUGACCUCUCUGACCUUGUAGAGAUACAAGAGAAGAUGGUGAAUUGUGAGCAAGAUGCAUCUGAGUCCACCAGCUAUGAAAUCCGUGCCAUCAAAAACCUCAGAAAACUCGAAUUUGCGCUGGGUCCAGUGUGUGGCCCUCAGGGAUUGCUAAGACUCGUGAAAAUUCUUGCAGCAUUUCCAUCACUUCAGCAUUUAGACCUUGACGCUCUGAGUGAAAAUGGCAUAGGAGAUGAAGGAGCAAAGAGUCUAUCUGAAGUCUUUCCAACCCUGACAUCACUGGAAACAUUAAAUUUGUCACAGAAUAAAAUAACAGACGCGGGUGCGGAGAAACUCGCGACAGCCCUUCCUUCCUUGUCCUCCUUAAAAACACUAAGCUUGUACAAUAACAACAUUAGUGAUUUUGGAGCAGAAAAUCUGGCAAAAGUUCUUCCUGCAAUGACAUCUUUAAGAGUGCUAGAUGUUCAGUACAACAAAAUAACCAGCGUUGGAGCCCAGCAGUUGACCAACAGCCUACGAAAAUGUCCCCAUAUAAAGAACUUGGUGAUGUGGAAUCCCACCAUUCCCCAUGGAAUUCUUGAAUACCUUCAGCAGCUGGACUCCAGGAUCAGUGUGUAGAUUCAGAGGAUCCCACAAAGGUAUCAUAAAGAAGAGGGGAAGGUGUCUUUGUGCCUUCCUAUCUUCUCGCUGCUUUACGAAUCAGAGGCAGAUUUUCAUGUUGCAAAAAAGGUCACCUUUAACUUUCUAAGUGGUGCUUAAAUUAGGUGGAUUAUAAAGUUUGAAUUUUCAAGGUCAUUUAAAAUGCUACUCAAAGACACAGUCGUAUUCCUACUGAAGUGAUGAAGAGCUAAGCCAACAUCAAGUUUCAUCGAUGAAAAGUGCAUCUGGAUAUUGUGAUCACCAUUAAAGGAGACCAGGAACCACCAGGAUGUUGACAGUGUAGAAUUCCAUCAUCGAUUCAUCAAAGAGCAGACUGAAAGCUGCUGAAUCUGCGACACCUGAAGCAGUGAUAGAUCAAAUCUGACUGUUCCAUGGUGCCAGUGGUAACUGUGAUUGACUUUGGUCUGAUGAUUUUGGACUUUUAAAGCCCAGUGUUACAGAUUCCACUUGUGAGUAUGGGCUGAUUUGAAGCAUUAGGAUGAGGAACAUAAAAAAGAAUGAUCAGUCCUAGAAAAAGUGAUAUUGGAAGAUUAUCCACGAGAAUUUAGAAGUGGUUCUUUUCUUGAUGCUAAUCAUCAGUGCUGUCUUAAG
Messenger RNA from Myiozetetes cayanensis, 3957 nucleotides. It is a transcript of the gene CIITA, whose product is annotated as class II major histocompatibility complex transactivator. Gene Ontology annotation, biological process: positive regulation of MHC class I biosynthetic process; positive regulation of MHC class II biosynthetic process; positive regulation of transcription by RNA polymerase II. The transcript is spliced from 19 exons. The record is from RefSeq and is a predicted model, not a curated record. The coding region runs from base 4 to 3324 and encodes 1106 amino acids. Lineage: Eukaryota; Metazoa; Chordata; Aves; Passeriformes; Tyrannidae. Gene Ontology annotation, molecular function: protein binding; ATP binding.